Molecule: messenger RNA, 762 nt
Organism: Sporothrix brasiliensis 5110
Lineage: Eukaryota; Fungi; Ascomycota; Sordariomycetes; Ophiostomatales; Ophiostomataceae
Product: methyltransferase
Exons: 1
Coding region: 1-762 (253 amino acids)
Biological process (GO): methylation
Cellular component (GO): eRF1 methyltransferase complex
Molecular function (GO): nucleic acid binding; protein methyltransferase activity; S-adenosylmethionine-dependent methyltransferase activity
Source: RefSeq, a predicted model, not a curated record
AUGCUACCCACACCAGACACCUCGCAUGUCCCAUACAGCCGCGUCUACGAGCCGGCCGAGGACUCGUUCCUCAUGAUGGACACGCUCGCCCUGCCCGCAGAGACGGCGUUUUUGCAGUCGAGGUUUGGGGCGACGAGCUCGGGCCCAACAACACCGCCACUGGUCGUUGAGAUUGGCUCCGGCUCCGGUGUCGUGCUCGCCUUUGUCGUUGCACAGGCUGCCCACCUUUUCGGGGAGACCGCUCCUCGUCCGCUGGCCAUGGCCGUCGACGUCAACACGUUUGCCUGCGCGGCCACAGCAGAGACAGUACGGCGCGCGGUCCAGGAGGCAGGCCCUUCAGUGUCUGGCACGCUCGUGGGCGCCCUCCGCGCCGACUUGGUCUCGGCCCUGCGCCCCGGCCAGGUGGACGUGCUGCUCUUCAACCCGCCGUACGUGCCGACGCCGCGUCUGCCCCAGAACGAGUCGGACACGCGCGACGACUUUGCCCGCGACUCGCACCUGCUGGAGCUGGCCUACGCAGGCGGGCACGACGGCAUGGAGACGACCGACCGGCUGCUCGAGGCGCUGCCCGACGUGCUGUCAGGGCGUGGAUGUGCCUAUAUUUUGCUGUGCGCCCAGAACCGGCCCGGCGCCGUCAAGGAGCGUAUUCGGGCGUGGCCUUGCCCAGAUGCGACGGCGUCCUGGCAUGCAGAAACGGUCGGCUCCAGCGGCAAGCAGGCAGGCUGGGAGAAGCUGCAGAUUGUGCGCAUUUGGCGCGACUAA